Messenger RNA from Synchiropus splendidus (mandarinfish), 1614 nucleotides. It is a transcript of the gene apobec2a, whose product is annotated as apolipoprotein B mRNA editing enzyme, catalytic polypeptide-like 2a. Lineage: Eukaryota; Metazoa; Chordata; Actinopteri; Syngnathiformes; Callionymidae. Gene Ontology annotation, biological process: cytidine to uridine editing. The transcript is spliced from 4 exons. Gene Ontology annotation, cellular component: cytoplasm; nucleus. Bases 47 to 766 code for a protein of 239 amino acids. The record is from RefSeq and is a predicted model, not a curated record. Gene Ontology annotation, molecular function: RNA binding; cytidine deaminase activity.
GCUUCUAUUGUCUCGUCCCUGCUACACCGGAGCACAGCUGCUGAAGAUGUCGGACAGGAGUCGCCUGAGAAGGAAAGAGAAGCAGGAGAAGGAGGUGGCCAAGGAUGCACCGGCGCCCGAGGCCAAUGGAGCCGGCGCGGCCGGCGAGGCGGCCGCCACCAACGGCGACGUGGCCAACGGGCAAGACGAAGCCCCGCAGGUCGAGCAAAUGGAACUACCUCCUUUUGAAAUCAUCGCAGGGGACCGGAUCGAUCCCUUCAUGUUCAAGUUCCAGUUCAAGAACGUGGAAUACUCGUCGGGCCGGAACAAGACCUUCCUGUGUUACCUGGUGGACCGCGGCUCAGCUGACGGUCUGCUGAGAGGCUGCCUGGAGGACGAGCACACCGGCACCCACGCCGAGGAAGCCUUCUUCACACAGUCCCUGACAGACUACGACCCGGCGCUCAAGUACACGGUCACAUGGUACGUGUCCUCCAGCCCCUGCUGCGCCUGCGCCGCCAAGAUCACUGAGGUGCUGAAGGCCAGGAAGAACAUCAAGCUCAGCAUCUUUGCCGCGCGUCUCUUCGAGUGGGAGGACGAAGGCAUCCAGGCGGCGCUGAAGGAGCUGCACGCUGCCGGCUGCAAGCUGCGGGUGAUGAAGCCUCUGGACUUCUCCUACACUUGGGACACAUUUGUUGAGAACGAAGACCAAGCGCUGAACCUGUGGGAAGACUGCAAGGACAACUACGAGUACUACCAGGAGAAGCUGGCCGACAUCCUGCAGUGACCAGGAGACCAUCGCUGGAGCAUCGCUGCUGGUCCUCUGUUGGAGACCCCACGUUCAAGCUUUAGUGCAGUUCUGCUGCUGGACGUUGCUUUUUGUCAGUCAUCUCAGUGGCGUCACUCCUCCUCCUCCUCUCAGCUGUGGCCACUGGUCUGCUCUCUCUCUCUCUCACACACACACACGCUUUGUUUCUCAUGAUGAGGCCUCAUGAAACUGUGUCGCCGGGUUGAUGAAACAGAAUCCUCAUUUCCACAGGCCACUAGAUGGCGCUCCUGCUUUAGAAGUAUCAUCGAAUGGUUGCUGGAGGGCAAACGGUCCACAGCAGACAGCGCCGUCAGGUGGCCUCUGAGCCUCAGGACGCUGCCUCACCAACCCACCACUGGUUUUUAUAUGCAGUUUGGUCUGUGAGCGUGAGAUUCCUCGCCUUGUUCAUGUUCACGUGUCGCUCAUCACAUCAGGAGAGAAUCUGCACGUUCAGCCUUGAGGUGGACAUGACAGGGAGCACCUCCCCUGACAUCUGCUGCUCAGCUGUGUUUCCACAGGUCCCACUCGGAGUGUGUCUAAACCCUCAGAUUUGCCUCCACGCAGCUGCUGUUUCAGGAUCUUUCCACACACUUCACGCUCUGGUGUUCUUGAGUCGUUGGCUAUUUUUGUUUUUCUCUACCUUUGGAUAGGAGUUGAUCGAAAGCGGGCGCCGCCAACUCAAAAGUGCAGUUGUCCGGUUUGCCGUGUGUGAUGCGAACCCUGCCCCGGGACAUCUGCGCCUAAACAUUAUGACUGAGUGACAACGGUGAGGAACUGACACUCGCUUGUUGGACCGCCUCUCUGUACCCUGCUCUGCCAAUAAAGUG